GUCACGGCGCAGCUGUCAGAGCAGAGCUAAGCUAGCUGCUGCUGGUCCGGUGUUCUGUCACCGGCUGGAGGUAAAAGGCGAACGAUGGCGGCCGUGGCCCCCCAGGACGACCUGCUGAAGAUGACACACAGAGAGAACUGGAGGAUGCAGCAUGAGCGUCUGCACGUGAAGCACCGGGGGCACGAGGCCAUGCACGCAGAGAUGGUGCUGAUCCUCAUCGCCACGCUGGUGGUGGCUCAGAUCGUCCUGGUGCAGUGGAAGCAGCGACACCACCGGUCGUACAAUCUGGUCACUCUGGUCCAGAUGUGGGUGGUCCCUCUGUACUUCACCAUCAAACUGUACUGGUGGAGGUUUCUGUCCAUGUGGGGCAUGUUCUCCGUCAUCACCAGCUACGUCAUCUUCAGAGCCACUCGCAAGCCUCUGUCCUGCCGGACGCCCAGGAUGGUGUACAAGUGGUUCCUGCUGAUCUACAAGCUGAGUUACGCCGUGGGCGUCCUGGGCUACCUGGCCAUCAUGUUCACCAUGUUUGGCUUCAACGUCUUCCUCAGGAUCAAGGCAGAGGACUCCAUGGACGUAGGUGUGAUCAUGCUGUUUUAUGGUCUUUACUACGGCGUCAUGGGCAGAGACUUUGCUGAAAUCUGUUCUGACUACAUGGCUUCUACGAUCGGGUACUAUAACAAGGGCGGCAUGCCCAGCAGGAGUCUGACCAACGACAUCUGUGCCGUGUGUGGUCAGAGGAUCCUGGUGGACGUGGAGGAGGAAGGAUUCAUAGAAGACACCUACCAGCUCUCCUGUGGACACAUAUUCCACGAGUUCUGCAUCCGCGGCUGGUGCAUCGUGGGUAAGAAGCAGACGUGCCCGUACUGCAACGAGAAGGUUGACCUGAAGAGGAUGAUGAACAACCCCUGGGAGAAGACACACGUCCUCUACGGACAGCUGCUCGACUGGCUCAGGUACCUGGUCGCCUGGCAACCCAUCAUCAUCGGUAUCGUUCAUGGGAUCAACUUCUCACUGGGCCUUGAAUAGAGCCCCGAGGAACGCCGCCGCCCGUACGUCUGGAGUCGAGUAAAGUGGCAGGAAACCGUUAAAGUCGGCGCCGUGGGGAAGUAACGGAGGCUGCUUCUUCUUCUUCAGUCCGUGUGCUUUGACUGAACGCUUGCACAGUUGCCUGCAGAACCGUCCCAGGUGGUCUGAGUCUCUGUGUGCAGAGGACACUGUGGACUGCUGCCAACCUGAAGCAAAACGUUUCAGCACAGAUCCAGUGUUUUAAACCAAACCUUUGUGUAGUCUGGAGCUGGAGGAGACGCUGCUCUCGUGCAUGUUGUCUCUGCUUUAUGUUUUACCGUGUCUGAAAAAUGUCUUUUUAUUUUCACUCCUCGCUGCUGGUCCCACUGACUCCACGGACCAGACUCCAUCUGGAUUUGGAAGGCUUGGUGAUCACAGUGAUCAUGGUGAUCACCGUGCUGUGGUUCACAUGCAACCUGUUUACAUUUCAUGGAGCUUUAUUAUUAAAGUUUUCUUUGGAAUGUC
This is a messenger RNA of Toxotes jaculatrix (banded archerfish), 1530 nucleotides long. It is a transcript of the gene rnf175, whose product is annotated as ring finger protein 175. The record is from RefSeq and is a predicted model, not a curated record. The coding region runs from base 85 to 1026 and encodes 313 amino acids. The transcript has 9 exons. Gene Ontology annotation, cellular component: endoplasmic reticulum membrane; Golgi membrane. Gene Ontology annotation, molecular function: ubiquitin protein ligase activity; metal ion binding. Lineage: Eukaryota; Metazoa; Chordata; Actinopteri; Toxotidae.